AUGCUCCAGCGGCUUGCAGAGAUUGUGCCCAAGGGCAGGGUUCUCAUCGGAGACACUUUCUGGGAGCGUCAACCGACAGAUAUUGCACAAGAGAUACAUGGAGAUGACAUUCCUAUGCUCAUAGAUCUUGUUGCAAUGUGCCGAGAGACGGGUUGGGAGAUUCUAAAUCUGACAACAGCGGAUCAGAGGGAGUGGGACAACUUCGAGUCUAGUCACCGAGCUGGACUACGGCAGUGGAUAAUUGAGAAUCCAAACUCCCCAAAAGCUCAAGAAAUAAGAGAACGGCUAGAUGAGAGAGAGCGCGAAUAUAUCAUGAACUACCGUGGUCUCUUGGGCUUCGCCUAUCUUGUUCUAGGGCGAUAA
Pseudogymnoascus verrucosus is the source of this 363-nucleotide messenger RNA. RefSeq lists its product as uncharacterized. Bases 1 to 363 code for a protein of 120 amino acids. The transcript has a single exon. Lineage: Eukaryota; Fungi; Ascomycota; Leotiomycetes; Thelebolales; Thelebolaceae. The record is from RefSeq and is a predicted model, not a curated record.